This is a messenger RNA of Caenorhabditis briggsae, 639 nucleotides long. Lineage: Eukaryota; Metazoa; Nematoda; Chromadorea; Rhabditida; Rhabditidae. The transcript is spliced from 4 exons. The record is from RefSeq and is a predicted model, not a curated record. Bases 1 to 639 code for a protein of 212 amino acids.
AUGACUCCAGAACAAAGUUAUGGGAAAUACUACGUCACACAGAUACUUCCUUGUUUACCCAAUGAAAUCAUAGAACACCCACACUUUUUCGUAUUUGCUAUAGAUGUAACAGUGCUCACUUUUAUAAUUUCAUUCGCAUCUAUUGUAAUUACUUUACAGUGCAUUUAUUUUUUCUCCAGAACCCUUAUUUAUUUGUCAAGUCGAAAAGCGAAAUCUCAGAGGACUUAUAAAUUACAAUUACAGUUUUUUAUUGCGUUUUCCAUUCAGAUUAUCAUACCAACUUGUGCAAUCAUUGCGCCAGUAUGUCAUAUUGCAUUUGCAUGUGCUACGUCGUAUUUUGAUCAAGCUUUCAAUAAUAUAUUUGUCAAUGUUAUUGCAGUCCAUGGACUUAUAUCUAGUGUUGUCAUGCUAAGAGUACACAAACCGCAUUGGCAAGCUGUCCUAGGAAUGGACAAGUGUGCAUAUUUGGACAAAAAGCUUAUGGGAAGCUCCAUCCAUGUGGAGGGUACCACAACAGUGGUAUUGAGCAGUAAACGACCAUCGAUUAACCCUCAAGUUUAUAUUGGUCCAGGUCAUAAUUAUCUUCCUGUUGACUAUAAAAUUGAACUCUUUUUUUUUGAGAAAAAAUACACUUUUUGA